CAAAUUAGAAUACUUCAUAAGACCAAUAAAAAAAACAUUUUUAGUGAAUUGUUGGCCUUCUGGAAAGUAUGUUAAUUUACUGUAUAUGUACUCAAUACUUGGUAGGUGCUCAUUUUGCUUUAAUUACUGCCUCAAUUCAGUGUGGCAUGGAGGUGAUCAGUUUGUGGCACUGCUGAGGUGGAAUGGAAGCCCAGGUUUCUUUGACAAAGAUUCUCUCUGGGGUUCAGGUCUGGUGAGUUUGCUGGCCAGUCAAGCACACGAACACCAUGGUCAUUUAACCAACUUUUGGUGCUUUUGGCAGUGUGGGCAGGUGCCAAAUCUUGCUGGAAAAUGAAAUCAGCAUCAUCAGCAGAAGGAAGCAUGAAGUGCUCCAAAAUUUCUUGGUAAAUGGGUGCAGUGACUUUGGUUUUCAAAAAACACAAUGGACCAACACCAGCAGAUGACAUUGCACCCCAAAUCAUCACAGACUGUGGAAACUUAACACUGGAGUUCAAGCAACUUGGGAUAUGAGCUUCUCCACCCUUCCUCCAGACUCUAGGACCUUGGUUUCCAAAUGAAAUACAAAACUUUCUCUCAUCUGAAAAGAGGACUUUGGACCACUGGGCAACAGUCCAGUUCUUCUUCUCCUUAGCCCAGGUAAGACGCCUCUGACGUUGUCUGUGGCUCAGGAGUGGCUUAACAAGAGGAAUACAACUGUAGCCAAAUUCCUUGACACGUCUGUGUGUGGUGAUGCCUUGAUGCCUUGACCCCAGCCUCAGUCCAUUCCUUGUGAAGUUCACCCAAAUUCUUGAAUCGAUUUUGCUUGACAAUCCUCAUAAGGCUGCGGUUCUCUUGGUUGGUUGUGCAUCUUUUUCUUCCACACUUUUUCCUUCCACUCAACUUUCUGUUAACAUGCUUGGAUACAGCACUCUGUGAACAGCCAGCUUCUUUGGCAAUGAAUGUUUGUGGCUUACCCUCCUUGUGAAGGGUGUCAAUGAUUGUCUUCUGGACAACUGUCAGAUCAGCAGUCUUCCCCAUGAUUGUGUAGCCUAGUGAACCAAACUGAGAGACCAUUUUGAAGGCUCAGGAAACCUUUGCAGGUGUUUUGAGUUGAUUAGCUGAUUGGCAUGCCACCAUAUUCUAAUUUGUUGAGAUAGUGAAUUGGUGUGUUUUUGUUAAAUGUGAGCCAAAAUCAUCACAAUUAAAAGAACCAAAGACUUAAACUACUUCAGUUUGUGUGCAUUGAAUUUAUUUAAUACACGAGUUUCACAAUUUGAGUUGAAUUACUGAAAUAAAUGAACUUUCCCACGACAUUCUAAUUUAUUGAGAUGCACCUGUAUAUUUAACCUUUCCUUAACUUUAAAUCUGGUGUUUUUGUUAUGUGAUGGCAUCAUUAUGUCAUGUGAUACUGUCACAUGAUAUUAAUUAGCUACACCUUAUAAGACCUUAUAAUGAAAGCUGCUUAGUUGUUAUGUAGUGGUUUUCAUUUUUUAAAGUUAAAAGCCAUGGUUUCAUAGACUUCUUACAUUUUAAAUCCUACUUUCAAUGCCUUGGACUAUGAUUUUUGCAUUGAGCUGAAUAUCCCAGAUCCCAGGGGCUGCCAUGGAUCGUGUUAGCCCACUUUGGCGGAUGAGGCGCCGGGCCCGUCGAGGGGCCCUGUGCAUGGCGCUGUUCUGUAUGACUAUGGCUCUCCUUUACACCCUUUGUGCUGAAAACAGCAUACCUGUCACAGAUGCCAUUUUCGGGGUGAAGGCGAGAACUCGAGCUCAGCCAAGAGCUCACACAAUUGUUAAGGUAUUGCGGGGAACAGGAGGGUCGAAACCCAUGUAUACUGACCCUCAAAAGCUCCCUGGUGUUAUUCCUGGAGAUCCUCAAAAGCCUAUUCCCAUCCUGUCUUCUUCUAACUACUCAAUGGAGAGUGGUACUAAGGACCGCAACCUCAGGGGCAAACGAAGAGAGCAUGGGCUAUUUUACUGGCUUCUAGCGCAUCCGCUGAGACGUGCUUUAGAGACUAUUUUUGGAGGCCGUCGGAGAGGAGAUAUGGGUGGCGCAAGUGGGGAUGCUGUCGUUUUUGGGCCUAAUGGAGCACUUGGAGAGGUCUGGAAUGAAGAGAUGUCAAGUAGCAUGCUGGGAAAAAGGCUGAGGAAGGUGGUGCAGAACUACCAGGCAAUGAAUAAAUAUGGAGUUCAUUACCCUGGACCUGAGAGUGCAGCACAUCGUUCUAAACUCAGUGGCCCUGAACUUCUUUGUCAAAUCAAGAAGAUGGUUCAAAUUGCAACUUUAACACCAGAUAUGGAGCCAUUUUCUGGGUUUCCUUGGGCCUCUCAGUUACCUCCGCGCCAAAUAACUACUGAUAUCGGCCCGUUCAAGACCUGCGCAGUGGUAUCGUCUGCAGGUUCUCUGAAAAAUUCUGGAUUAGGAAAAGAAAUAGAUGCACAUGAUGCAGUGAUACGGUUCAAUGCUGCACCAACAACAGGCUUUGAGAAAGAUGUGGGCUCUAAAACAACAGUGCGUCUGAUCAAUUCCCAGGUAAUGGCAUCUGAAGAUCACCAUUUCCUCUCCAGUUCUUUGUACAGUGCUGGGAUUUUAGUGAGCUGGGAUCCAGGCCCUUAUUCCUCUGAUCUACGGGAGUGGUUCAACAAGACAGAUUACCCUAUAUUUAAACAGUAUCAGCGAUAUCGACGCUUACACCCUCAACAGCCAUUUUAUAUUCUGCACCCACGAAUGGAAUGGCAGCUGUGGCAGCGAAUACAAGACAAUAUGGUGGAGACGAUACAAAAAAACCCACCCUCUUCAGGCUUGUUGGGCACAGUUUUAAUGAUGUCCCUGUGCGACGUGGUACAUGUGUACGAGUUCCUGCCUUCGCGACGGAAAACUGAGCUGUGCCACUACUACCAGCGCUUCAGUGAUGCAGCCUGCACCCUAGGUGCCUACCACCCUUUACUCUACGAGAAGAACCUGGUAAAGAGGAUGAACAAGGGGUCUGACCAUGACAUUUACACUCAUGGCAAGGUCACUCUCCCUGGGUUCAUGACCUUUAACUGCACCAACAGUUCCAUUUCCAACACUCUGUCAAAGACAUAAUCUGAGGGUAAACUGAUUUUCUUGGUACACUUUCAGAAUGUAACAGUAAAGCGCAUUAUUUAGUCUACAACUGUAACAAAUACAGUCUGGUCUCUAAGUGAGAUCAAGAGUUGGUUCACUGGUGGAAAAUAAAAACCUAACACACUAACGAUUGCUUACUGAAGGGAACUAAAUUCACAGACACAAAAUGCUUAAUAUAGUGGCAGGUUCUGUAUAUGUGUAAACUACUGUCCAUCGUUAUCAGGACAAAUAAAAACGUAUCCCAUAGUGGUAAAUUCCCACUAGCAGAAAAAGAUCUCAAUACCACUUAUCUGCCUCUCGUGUGAGAUGCAGCCACUGAAAAUGACUUUCAAACACUGCCUGACACAUUACAGCACUGAUGUCAAAAGAACUGGCAUUUACAAUCUAACAAACAUACAGAUUAUUAGACAAGAACGUAGCCAAGAUUCUGUCCAUAAAUGUGUAGCGUGCAAAGCUGUAUGUCCAAAGCCGGCCUGCUGCUCCAUAAUGUGCAGGUUUUCAAUUUAUGCAACGCAAUCCUAACACAUCAUUCAUGCAAUAUUGUUAAUGAUUUGCCAGCAGACACAUGCCAUUAGCAAAAUAAUGCUUUAAAUGUAUGUAUUUUAUGAAAGCUGUAUUUCAAGGCCUGGAGAUCUGUAUGCAUUCAGUAUUUACACUGUGACGCCUUUCCUCUCAUAGCACUCUGUAACCAGUUGUAGGGCCGUGGAGAAUGUCCUUGCAUGCUUUACUGAAAUUGCACUAUAUCAUACCUUUGGUAAACCUGUAUUUAGUUGUAUUUAUGAACUUGGUGAGAAGGAAAAUGAAGAAUGUGCAUGUUUGUUCUGUUUUAUACAGAUUCGAAUUCAGUUUAGGCUCUAAAAACAUGAAAGCUGAUAUCCUUAUGCAUUUUGAAGGGAAAGGGUGUUUAUUUUUCGUAGUAUUAUUUUUUUUCAGUGUGUUGAUCCUGGGUGUGUCGUCGUAUCCCACAUCCAUUAUAUUUACUCAAACACACAGAUUACAGUAUGUAAAUAUCAAAACACAAUUACUAAUACUGACUGCACCUAACAAUUAUGUUCAUACAAAUCCUGAAUGAUGCGAGACAGGGUUUUAAUAUUCAUGUAUUAAUUCGUCUAAAAGUUAACAUGAAAUUGCAAAUGACCCCAUUUGCUUUCAAAAUCAUACCUUUGUAUAUUUCUAAAACAACUUUUUGGUCAACGCAAAUGGUUUUAUGUUGACUUUACAGUAUUGUGACGCUUAAAUGUGACCCUGGACCACAAAACCACUCAUAAGUGUCAAUUUUUCGAAAUUCAGAUUUGGAGAAUAUAUGGCCGAGAUACAACUAUUUGAAUAUCUGGAAUCUAAGGGUGCAAAAAAAAAUAAAUCUAAAUACUGAGAAAAUUGCCUUUAAAGUUGACCAAAUGAAGUUCUUAGCUAUGCAUAUUACUAAUCAAAAAUGAAGUUUUAAUAUAUUUACGGUAGGAAAUUUACAAAAUAUCUUCAUGGAACAUGAUCUUUACUUAAUAUCCUAAUGAUUUUUGGCAUAAUAGAAAAAUGGAUAAUUUUGACCCCUUACAAUGUAUUUUUGGCUAUUGCUACAAAUAUACCCCAGCGACUUAAGACUGGUUUUGUGGUCCAGGGUCACAAAUGUGAAUUGAACUGAGUAAAACACAUUAUUUUUCAUUUCAACAUUUUAAACCUUAUGUUCUCUUUCAUGUAAAGGAAUCUUUAUAUGUAAUUUGUAGCAUACAGCAGAUUAAUGUUAUGAAUAUAUUUAAAAAAUAAACAAAAGAGUUAGCAUAGAAUGUA
Messenger RNA from Onychostoma macrolepis, 4869 nucleotides. It is a transcript of the gene st6gal1, whose product is annotated as ST6 beta-galactosamide alpha-2,6-sialyltranferase 1. Lineage: Eukaryota; Metazoa; Chordata; Actinopteri; Cypriniformes; Cyprinidae. The coding region runs from base 1582 to 3063 and encodes 493 amino acids. The record is from RefSeq and is a predicted model, not a curated record. Gene Ontology annotation, molecular function: sialyltransferase activity. The transcript is spliced from 8 exons.